Messenger RNA from Schistocerca serialis cubense, 1517 nucleotides. RefSeq lists its product as uncharacterized. Gene Ontology annotation, molecular function: microtubule minus-end binding. NCBI's taxonomy places the organism in Eukaryota, Metazoa, Arthropoda, Insecta, Orthoptera, Acrididae. The transcript is spliced from 5 exons. Gene Ontology annotation, cellular component: HAUS complex. Gene Ontology annotation, biological process: spindle assembly. The coding region runs from base 362 to 1180 and encodes 272 amino acids. The record is from RefSeq and is a predicted model, not a curated record.
UAACUUCAUUGAUACUAUACCACAUUCUGCUUGGUGAUUUCGGCGGGAGUGUGAUGUUGGACUGUUGCCCUCCCUCACUGUAGUCUCGAUUGUGGUGAUAGACUGAUCCGUAACUUAGACCGAGCCUAGGUUAGAAGGUGAUAUUUGGUUGAGAGUUGGCGAAGUCAUGGAAUGUGAAUUUCAAAUUAAGACUGACCAGUAGUAUUAAAAUUCUUUCCGUGAUUUUCGUCAUAAAAACUAAAACCGCUAGAUAAAGUACGAUGACUGCAAGGAGGGGCCCACUAUGUCGCUUUUACCAUGGAAUUGAUGCCUCUUGCCAUCGAAUCCAGAUGUUGAAAAAUCACCAGAUUUUGCUGCCAUAAUGAAGAAUUUGAUGAGCCGUAUAUCUGUCUCAGGCCUAUCAAAAGAAAAAGAAGAAACUAUCAUUCAGCAACUGAAAACACUGAAGAAACAUCAGCACAUUUUUUUAAAAAAUCAAUUUUUGUAUGAUACAAUGAAAGUGUACUGUGCUGGAGAUAAUUCGGGGAAACCUUUGCUUGACAAAACUGGUGCAAUUAUUGCAACAGAAGAACUGCCUUCACAUAUCAGAAUACAAAAACUUUCUCCAUUAACACCUGAAGAAGUGCAGGAAUUGAGAUACAUAGCAGCUGAGAGAAUUAUAGUGAGAAGUGCACACGUGAAAAAUCUAAUGUAUGAGUCAGGACUGCAAGUUGCUGAAUGGCUUCCACUUUCUGAGGGUGAAAAAAUAGUCACUAAAGCAAAGAAGAUCUUGAGUGAAGAUUUUAAAGCAUACUAUACAGUAGCACAUUUAUAUUUGGAUAAAACUCUGACAUUAUGGCAUACAUGCGACAAAAGUUAUAAUGCAUAUCUUAGUAACUUGAAUUGGCUUGAGAAAAGAUGUUCACUUCAUCAUCUCAAACUAAGAAUUCUUGAAUGCAGGAUUUCACUGGCGUUUUAUUCUGAAGAACCACAACAAAUAGAGGCUCUUGAAUUGUUAGAAGUUCUUUUGAAGGAGAAGUUGAGUGAACUCAGAACUGAACUUCAGAAACUACAGUCAACAACAACCCAAUACAAUAUGCUAAAGGGUACAGAAUAUGAUGCCAUUCUUCAUCAGUAUAUUGAUGUGUUGAGAAAGCUGAAAGAACAGGCAUGGACACUGAAUCAAAUGUCAAACAGUUAGAGAGAGAGAGAGAGAGAGAGAGAGAGAGAGAGAGAGAGACCAUGUUUACAGUACUUGAAAUAAAUUAAAAGGUACAUUUAUUAAUUAUUAGUUACCAACAAUUGAAUCUUUUCAAUUAAUUCAGUGUGAUUUAUGGAAAAAAAAUCCUGAAUAAUUCAUCUGUAUUAUAGCUGUAUUGCCAUGUAUAUGUGUUGUAAACAUUUAGAAAAGUUCUGUGGUUUCAGAGUAUGUCUUUGUUUAAAGGAAACAAGGAAAGACUAGCCAGAGUAAAAACCUACACUAACGCAACAUGAAUAUUUGUAUAGGAUGGGCUAGUUAAACAUAUAUGUUAAAAGAC